AACUAAAAAUUAAAAUUAAACCCCCCCUCCUCCCUCUUGCGAUCCUGCCGCCUAGAGUUGUCAAAAGCAAACUCAAUCCCCUCUUAGGCCAUCAAAAAGACUUCUUUUUAUUACCAUUUUCUGUGAAAGAAAAACUUGUCUCAUCUCCCAUGAUAUUAAGUGUUGAAUUUAUUGCUUAAUAAAUAAAUUUGGAUUUUUCCUGCUGCAAAAGUACUUGAAUCCUUGAAGAGAUGCAUACAAAGGACCAAUGAGAAAGCACAGGCGGUUAGAAGAGAGAUAAGAGUGGAGGAGGAGUCAUUCAGUGAUUCUAGUGGGUUCCUGCUAAAGACCCCACCUCCUCUCCUUCUGUAUUUGUUUAAUUUAUUUUUUUUUUUGUGUUUAUUUUUGGCAAGAACCCCCCCUCACAUAGCCCAGAGGGCUUGAGACAGCUCUUGCUUGUAAGGACAAGGUUUUUGGUUUACUACACGGGGAUGAGUUUCAACUUUCAAAGCCCUGUUUGAUAGAACUAAAGCAGACUCCAAAAAGAAAACAAAAAAGGGAAGAAAGAGAUAAAAGCAAAACAGAGUAAUCAAAUCAGGUUAGUUUUCUUCGCAUUGAAGGAGAGAAAGAAGGCUAAGGAAAGCAAGAGAUAGAGACAUCCAUGAAAGGGCCAAAAGUUGGAAACAGUGGAGAGAGAUAUCUGAAGAUAAAGACCCGUCCCUUCUUGUAGAGUAGAAACUAGAUAUACUCUGACAAGAAAGCUAGCUUUGAUUUCCCUCCUUUCCUCUCAGUUGUGUUCUUCUCUGAGUACAACUUCCUUCCUUUCCUACCGCUAGGAUUCAAUACUAAACUGAGCAUGUUUUUGUUUUUGAUCGGUUACUUCUUGUUGGAGAAAGAUAUGAUGAGUAGAAUGGUCUAAAAAAGAGAGAGUCUUGCAUGGCUAGCCACAGAGUUGGAGAGACUGGUUUAUCAUCAGUUCCCUCGAAUCACCAUCUCCCUUAUGCACCUGUUCAUGGAAUCAACACCCCAUCAGCCAAUUUCAUUAAUCAAGAAGGAUCUGCUUUUGAUUUUGGAGAGCUGGAAGAAGCGAUUGUGCUGCAAGGAGUUCAGAUUAGGAAUGAUGAAGCUAAAGCACCUUUAUUUACAGUAGCAGGCAGACGUGCAGCAACACUGGAAAUGUUCCCUUCAUGGCCAAUUAGAUUCCAGCAAACCCCAAGAGUAGGAAGUUCAAAGUCAGGAGGGGAGAGUACUGACUCAGGCUCAGCAACAAACACUCUUUCAAGCAAAGCUGAUGCCCAUCUGGAACCGGAAUCUCCCAUCAGUAAAAAGGCAUCUUCCUCGGAUCAUUACAAUCAGGCUUUUGAUCAGAAGCAUCUACAGUUUCAAGAUCAGCAACAAGUAGAUAUGGCUAAUGAUACAUCAAGAACAGGAGGACGACCCUCUCAACAGAAUCAAUCACCUGCCAAAACUCCCCAUGAAAAGAGAAAAGUUUCAACAUCAGAGAAACCACUUGAUGCUAAGACAUUGAGACGAUUAGCUCAAAACAGAGAAGCUGCAAGGAAGAGUCGACUGAGGAAGAAGGCAUAUGUCCAACAGCUAGAGACUAGCAGAAUAAAGCUUUCUCAGUUAGAGCAAGAUCUUCAAAGAGCUAGACAGCAGGGUUUAUUCUUGGGUGGCUGUGGUGGUGCUGGUGGCAAUAUCAGCUCUGGACCUGCAAUAUUUGAUAUGGAGUAUGCAAGAUGGCUAGAAGAUGACCACCGGCACAUGUCGGAGCUCCGGACAGGAUUGCAUUCUCAUUUAUCUGAUGGUGAACUACGAGUUAUAGUAGAUGGAUACAUUUCACAUUAUGAUGAAAUUUUCCGGCUCAAGGUAGAGGCGGCUAAAUCUGAUGUGUUUCAUCUCAUUACCGGAAUGUGGUCCACUCCGGCGGAGCGUUGCUUCCUCUGGAUGGGUGGUUUUAGGCCCUCAGAACUCAUAAAGAUGUUAAUAUCCCAACUAGACCCUUUAACAGAACAGCAAAUCAUGGGGAUCUACAACCUUCAACAAUCUUCACAGCAGGCAGAAGAGGCUCUCUCCCAAGGCCUUGAGCAGCUCCAGCAGUCUCUGGUUGACACCAUUGCCGGUGGACCGGUCAUUGGUGGAAUGCAGCAGAUGGCAGUGGCCUUGGGCAAGCUUGCCAAUCUUGAAGGGUUCGUUCGCCAGGCUGAUAAUCUGAGGCAACAAACCCUUCACCAACUCCGCCGGAUUUUGACGGUAAGACAGGUGGCGCGGUGUUUUUUGGUGAUCGGAGAGUAUUAUGGGAGGCUACGGGCACUUAGUUCCCUAUGGGCAUCUCGUCCUAGAGAGACAAUGAUGAGUGAAGAUAACUCAUGCCAAACCACCACUGAUCUUCAAAUGGUGCACCCUUCACAGAAUCAUUUCGCCAACUUUUAAUAUAUAAAAAAAAAACAUGGGAUAGCGAUACAGACAGCUUGCCUUCCUCGGUGACUGAAAACCUGUGUUGCGACAAAUGUUAUGGGCUGUUAGAAUUCGGAUAAGCACUUUAGUGAAGAUAGGAUCGUUUUCUUUUGUUUCCUUUCUCCUUUGCCUUCUUCAUUAUCUUUAUAUCAUCUGUUACUGUGUUAUCUUGUAAAUGUAAAUCAAUUUUAUAUGCAUGAGGAGCUUUCCCGCUUGCUUUAAGAAA
Molecule: messenger RNA, 2662 nt
Organism: Populus trichocarpa (black cottonwood)
Lineage: Eukaryota; Viridiplantae; Streptophyta; Magnoliopsida; Malpighiales; Salicaceae
Product: transcription factor TGA9
Exons: 13
Coding region: 916-2412 (498 amino acids)
Biological process (GO): DNA-templated transcription; regulation of DNA-templated transcription
Molecular function (GO): DNA-binding transcription factor activity; sequence-specific DNA binding
Source: RefSeq, a predicted model, not a curated record